UCUCUCUCUCUCUCUCUCUCUCUCUCUCUCUCUCUCUCUCUCAGUUUAUUGAAGAACUUUUCUGCCAAUUUCCUUUUGCAAUACAGGAACAGAAAUGGGAGAAGAAGAACUAGUAAAGGCUGAAUCUGAAGCAUCUCUGGUAGUCACAACACCUCCCAAAGAGUCCCCUGCUGAAGAAAAAACACCAUACCAUGACUUAUUUGAGAAAGCCCUUGUUCCAAACCCAACCAAGGAAGUCCCUCCCUCCAAAUCCCCUCCAACCCCUGAAAAGGUUGCAGAUCCUGGGGUUGAAAAACGUUCAAUUUUGGAUGCAAUUGACAGAGAUGCUGCCCUUGCAAAGGUUGAAAACGAGAAAAAAUCGGCUUUGAUCAAAGCCUGGGAAGACAAUGAAAAAACCAAAGCAGACAACAAGGCAUAUAAAAAGCUGUCUACUAUUGAAGCAUGGGAGAACACAAAGAGAGCAUCUGUAGAAGCUCAGCUAAGCAGAUUGAGGAAAAGAUUGAAAAGAAGAAGGCAGAAUAUGCAGAGAAUAUGAAGAAUAUGAUGGCUGAAAUCCACAGGGCAGCAGAAGAGAAGAGGGCGAUGGUUGAAGCGAAAAGAGGUGAAGAUUUUCUCAAGGUGGAGGAGACAGCUGCGAAGUGUCGUGCUACUGGCAAUAUACCAAAGAAGUUAUUUGGAUGCUUUAGCAGCUGAUGUUUUGUCUAACAGUUGGCCUUGUUCUUCUCAGGCCUAACUUAUUGAUCGAGUUGGGUAAUAUUUUGGUAUAUUGGUCUUUGAAUGGUUCUUUUUUGGGGUGCAUAGUGUGAUGUCCUUGUGUGUGUAUAAGUGAACAAAGGUUCUUUGAAUAGUGAGAAUGAAGUUGGAGAUUUUGUACUAGGUGAUUGUGUUAUGUGGAGGUGCUUCUUCUCCUAUGUACCUAGUCUAUUUUUUGCAUGCCUGUAUUAACAAGAGAACCCUCAUCAGAGACUUUCUUAUGAACUAUGUAUCAUCACCAAAAUCGUUG
Molecule: messenger RNA, 1003 nt
Organism: Ilex paraguariensis (yerba mate)
Lineage: Eukaryota; Viridiplantae; Streptophyta; Magnoliopsida; Aquifoliales; Aquifoliaceae
Source: the annotation of a GenBank genome assembly